AUGGGGGUUAACGGUAGUGGUAAUGGUGAGGGUAGGGGUAAGGGUAAGGAUGUGGUGUUCGAGGAUUACUUUCCGGCGAUGGUGGAGAAAUUGGGGGCGGAGGGGUUUAUGAGCGAGCUGUGCAAGGGUUUCCGGCUGCUGAUGGAUAGGGAGAAAGGAGUAAUCACAUUGGAGAGCUUGCGAAGGAAUUCGGCGGUUUUGGGGGUGGAGGACGCCGCCGGCGACGAGGAGCUGCUCCGGAGUAUGUUGAGGGAAGGAGAUCUGGACGGCGAUGGAUGCCUGAAUCAGAAGGAGUUUUGUGUGUUGAUGUUCCGAUUGAGUCCACAUCUCCUCGCUCAAGCCACAUCGAUGCUGCUCCAUCAUCAUCAUCAUUGAUUCUCGUUUCAUUUCUGCGAUUGAUUGAGACGCCAUUGUAAUUAGUUUUGGUAGAGCUUGUGAUCUGGAGCUGCUUUGUUUUGUCAAAGAAACAAUGGAAUUGAUUUAAUUUUAGCCACUGGAACUGGAAGCUUCUAUA
Molecule: messenger RNA, 514 nt
Organism: Andrographis paniculata
Lineage: Eukaryota; Viridiplantae; Streptophyta; Magnoliopsida; Lamiales; Acanthaceae
Product: calcium-binding protein PBP1-like
Exons: 1
Coding region: 1-375 (124 amino acids)
Molecular function (GO): calcium ion binding
Source: RefSeq, a predicted model, not a curated record